Messenger RNA from Centropristis striata (black sea bass), 1568 nucleotides. RefSeq lists its product as uncharacterized. Lineage: Eukaryota; Metazoa; Chordata; Actinopteri; Perciformes; Serranidae. Gene Ontology annotation, cellular component: mitochondrion. The transcript is spliced from 8 exons. Gene Ontology annotation, biological process: iron-sulfur cluster assembly. The record is from RefSeq and is a predicted model, not a curated record. Bases 28 to 807 code for a protein of 259 amino acids. Gene Ontology annotation, molecular function: iron ion binding; iron-sulfur cluster binding.
GAGGUCCUCAUUUUCAAAACAAACAAAAUGGCUGCGCACAUGAGAUGGGGUCUUCUGCAGUUGUUACGGGCAAGAAAUACGGCUCACCUUAGGUUUCCGGUGAAGACCAGAAGCUCGUUCCACUCACAGUGCUCGACCCAGAUCUCCAAGAAGCUUCCCGGGACAAGACCCACACACUUCUCCAUAAGACACCUGUCCAUCCAGACUCAAGACACUCCGAACCCCAGUAGCUUGAAGUUUCUCCCUGGUAAAGCUGUCCUGGGAAGUGGGACGCUUGACUUUCCCACUUCAAGCUCGGCUGAAUGUUCAUCUUUAGCCAGGGACCUGUUUGAUAUUGAAGGAGUAAAAAGUGUGUUCUUUGGCCCAGACUUUAUCACAGUCACUAAAACAGAUGAGGAUGUGGAAUGGACAGACAUUAAGCGUCAUGCUGUGGAUGCCAUUGCUAACUUCUUUGAGAGUGGUGAGCCGAUAACAACUGGGGUAGUGCACAAUGAAAGCAGUCAUUCUGAGGAUGAUGAUGAUAUUGUAUCUAUGAUAAAGGAGCUUCUGGACACCAGAAUCAGACCUACAGUGCAGGAGGAUGGAGGUGAUGUCAUCUUUAAGGGGUUCGAGGACGGCACAGUCAAGCUGAAGCUGGUUGGUUCCUGCACAGGGUGUCCGAGUUCUACAGUUACCCUGAAGAACGGCAUUCAGAACAUGAUGCAGUUUUAUAUCCCAGAAGUAGACAAUGUGGAACAGGUUGAAGAUGAAGUGGAUGAAAUCAAUGCAAAGGUUUUCUCACAGCUGGAGCGCAAAUUGCAAGACUGAAAUGGGAAUGAGUUUUGUUGGAAGUCAAAUAUAUUCCACUGUGUAACAACACAGCUAUGCAUAAUUUCCACUGAUUACCAUUCUUCAAUCAUAAGAAUGAGAAAUUGGUUACCUGCUGUUAUGUGUGCAUAAUUUAUACUUUGAAGUGUUCACCCUGCAAUUUAUGUGUGCAUACUGUAGCACCCUGUUACUAAGACAAGUAGAUACAUGAAUAUAACUGCACAUAGUUAAUACUGUCAUUCUUCUAGCCAGUCAAAAUGUUCUGCUGUGAUGGCUGUAAAUGUUGUUCUGUAUUUAUUUCUUUAUAAAUAUUUUAUAUUUUGAAAGAAUAUUUUCAUAGGUUAGAGAUACUGUAAAGGUUUUGACAUUUGUCAUGCAGAGUGAAGGUUUGAAGAUAUAUAUCAUCUGAAAUGUAACUGAACCAACAAAGGCACAAUCAGUAGGAUUGAAAAUACAGCCAGAGAGCUCUGGAGAUUCAGACACAGCCACACACUCCUAGUGGGUCAUAAGUGAUGAUUGAAAUUGAUUAUGAUUAUAUUAUUAUUUUUGUCUGACUCUAUGUAUUGUUUAUAAGGAAUAUAAUACUCAUUGUUCCCUUAUUGCACCAUCUAUAAGUAUGAUGAUAUUGAGGCUACAGUUAUUCAUCAAGCAGAAGUAAGUUUUCUAUUGUAACUGCAUAUAAUACCUGCCUGCUAUAUGUGCUUGUCUUACAUUCUUCAGAUUUACUGUAUCACUGUAUUAAACAAAGUUCGCAGUUUGAA